Molecule: messenger RNA, 2083 nt
Organism: Acyrthosiphon pisum (pea aphid)
Lineage: Eukaryota; Metazoa; Arthropoda; Insecta; Hemiptera; Aphididae
Exons: 5
Coding region: 460-1683 (407 amino acids)
Source: RefSeq, a predicted model, not a curated record
AAAAAUGAUAUACCUAUUGGAAAUCACUUAUCGCUAAACUGUUAUAUUGUACCUACAUAUUUUGUACCUAUUACAUAUUUUCGUUAAAUCUUUUUUUUAAGCAUAUAUAAUGGAACAUGAAUAUAAACCUAUCCCUUACGGUGUGGCCCAUGAGAUACGCUUGUGAUUAUGAGAGCAGUUUAUUACCAGGUAGAAAAUCCACGCAAGGAAGAACUAUUUGAGGUGUCAACAGGCCGUUUACAAUAAUUUCUUCAAUCAAACUUAUAAAAUAUUUUUAACACUAGGUACACUUAAAUCUAAUUGAGUAAUCAAAAUGAUUAAAAUUUUCUUGUUCUACUUGUACACCUGGUAUGGACCUCAUUCAUUUUUUUACCGAUGAUACUGUAGUAGAAUUUUAUCAAACUCUAAGAUUUGAAACAGAACACUAUGCGACGGUAGCAGUAGCUACGGCCACAAAAAAUGAUUGAGUCCAAAGUUUUCGGACCUGACAGUCUGUUUGUGUCCUUCAUACUUGAUAAAUGGCACACAGAACCGAAUCAGUUCUGUUCGGUCGUGCUGUACGGAACGAUGACGGUCAGCGACCGAGAGUGUCGCAACCAGAGCCAUCCGCUAGUGUUAAAGUUCAAGCACUUAAUGCCCGAGAAGCGGAAAUUUUGCAGGAACGACCAGCAGUUCCAUAACGAGAAGCUGUUCUACGAAGAAAUCGCGCCAUUUCUGUUGGCUAUUGACUCACAGAAGGAUGGUGACUGUCCUACGAUGCUGUCGUUCUGCCGUUACUUCUACGGGCGCAACGAUUGCGGUGACUUGGCGGAUCGGGACCUGAUCGUCUUGGAAAACGAAACUGUCCGUGGAUACCGGUCCGCGGUGACUGGCCAUCCACUUACUUUGGAUUUUGACCAUCUGGUUGUGGCACUAAGAACACUGGCAAAGUUUCACAGCUUGUCUUUCAAAGCAAAACAUGUGAAUCGAGUUGAAUUUAAUAAACUGGUGGCUAAGGUAGUGGAAACACAGUGGUCUCCAGAAGGCGAAUGGUACAUAAGUAGCAAAGGACUCGAAGGACUGUUUUCCAAUGGGUUGGAUACGCUGGUGAAGAGUAAAAGUGGAUAUGAAAAACGGGCGCAAAUGUUCCGAACAGAACUGUUGAUGGAUGCAAUAAAGGCACUGAAGCGUGUGAUGGAACCGGACGAACCUCUCUCCGUGCUUUGCCAUGGUGAUUUUGGCCGCCACAACUUGCUGUUCCGGUAUGACGACGAUGGCCGGCCGUUGGACGCCCUGGUUUAUGAUAUGGCCCUUAUCCGUUACGGGUCACCGGCGCUAGAUCUCUCGUACUUCAUGUACUUCAACUCGGACUGCCAGACGCGGGACGAUCACUGGGACGAGCUGCUUGACGUAUAUUGCGAUACGUUUGCCUCUGUGGCUGGUAGUGCUCCGGUACCAGACCGCGGUCAGCUGGACACUGAAAUGCGCAAACACGCAUACUUUGGUCUGUCUUUAGUGUCAAUAGCAUCACGAAUCUUGUUAGAAGAACAGAAACGGGUCGACUUGUCCAAGUUGGCCGGAUUGACUGACGAUGAAGUGUUGGAGUUUUGGCUGUCGUUUGGAGGCAAAAGAGCCAACGAAUGGGCAGCUGACGUUGUCCAACAUUAUCUGGACAUGGUUUUCACUGAUAAAGUAGCCAGUUGAGCUACACAUAGAUACAACACCGGGUACAGUUAUACCUUGAAAUUGUCUUUUCAUAAAUUUGGUCUGGCUGCUUAUAUUUUAAAUUUUACUUAAUUUUACAAAGAUUUAAAAAAAAUGUAUACCAUUAUUGUAUUAUAUCGUUAUUUCUAAAAUAUAAAUACAUAAUAUAAAGCUAAUAUUAUAUAAUUACGAAGGGUUGAGAUAAUGUUUGUCUUUGAAACAACUAUAGACGUUUAUACCCGUUAUAAUCGAUUCAUACUUGAUAAGAUUAAAAUGGUAAACUAUUAAAUUGUCGUUUAAUAUAUUUUUAGAGAAUUGCAUGGAAUAGGUAUUUCGAAGAAAUACUAUUUCGUAUUCUGUUGUAAUAACUGGUUUUAAAAUAAAAUUAUAAAUAAAAAUA